This is a messenger RNA of Medioppia subpectinata, 711 nucleotides long. The record is from the annotation of a GenBank genome assembly. NCBI's taxonomy places the organism in Eukaryota, Metazoa, Arthropoda, Arachnida, Sarcoptiformes, Oppiidae.
GAAAAGAAUGAUCUCAUAAUCAUUGAUAUCAUUAACAAAUCUAUUGACUGUAAUAUAUAUUCAACUCAUAAUCAAAAUCAACCGGAAUUGACUGAAAAACGUAUUGAAAAGUGUCCACAAUUUAUGGACACAGAAUCGCUGUCCGUAACAGACGUCCAAUUGAGUCAAACACAGAGCCAAGACUUGCAAGACUUUAUGCAAUGUGUAGAUAGGCUUCGAAACAGUCCUCCCUCUCGGUUCCCGAUCCGCACGUUUACCGUCAAUAGUGAGGACUUGUGCUGUGCGGCCGUCACCGACGAUAUGAGCGCUUUGGCGCUGGGCUUCACUGACUCGACCAUUAGUUUGAAAAAAUUUGGGCAAAACUUUAACCGCGAAUCGCGUUUUGAACUCAAGAGGAAUGUCUGCGAUAUACGACUUAAUCUCAUCGAACACGACAUCGAAGACGUGAACAAUGAUCGUGAAGAUGACGAUAAUGACGACUACUGCCAUACUUCUGGUGCCAUAAACGGCGUCAAUACUUGUGAUACAAAUGAGUCGCCGACGGGUGACGUUCGUGAAGAUGCUUACCGUACACUCCGCGGUCACAGCGGACCCGUCUUAGGACUUAAAUUUUGCCCCCAAACGGACAUAUUGUUGUCGUGCUCUACGGACACAACUGUGCGCGCAUGGGAUGCCACGUCCGGCCAUAACGUGUCGCUAUAUAACCAUCAC